This is a messenger RNA of Perca flavescens (yellow perch), 3306 nucleotides long. RefSeq names its product LIM domain and actin-binding protein 1. NCBI's taxonomy places the organism in Eukaryota, Metazoa, Chordata, Actinopteri, Perciformes, Percidae. The record is from RefSeq and is a predicted model, not a curated record. The transcript has 8 exons. The coding region runs from base 602 to 2704 and encodes 700 amino acids.
GGCCGGGCUAGCUCUUACUAGUAGAUUUUCUCUAGCUGCUAACAUCUGGGAGAGCUCUGUCUCGCUGUCUUUCAGCACAUUGACGUAUAGAGAGGGACCAACCAAAGGACUCUCACUUUCCUUGCUGUCAAGUUGUGGUUCCACUUCGUUUGGGUACUCAUACGCAAAGGUUUCUUUUUUGUCUGUUUGCUUAAAUAACCGGAACAAUCUUGUGACUGUCCAGUUCUCUCCACUCACCCUCGACUUCACUCACAAAGACAGUAAUUGUGUGUCUGUAACUUUUGUGCACUUCAGUUCUUUAUUCUUAUGUCUUUCGUCUUCCAUUUCUCUUUUUCGUCUGUCUGUCUUUGUUUGUGCAUGUUCCAACUUAUUUGUAAAUGUACCAGAUUUAGUUGAUGCACUGCACUGUGCACUAUGCUGAUACAUUUAUAUAAUAUAUAAGUGUUAAAAUGUUUCCUACUGACCUGACCUCAGCUGAGAGGCUUGCCUACAAAAGCUCACAAUGUUUUCUAAGAUUUACUAAGUUUAAGUUUUCUUAUAUGAGAGUGAUUCAUUCACAUGUCCACAUCCUCUUUCUUCAACGUGUCAUUCUUCUUUUAUAAUGAAGGAAGUUCCCGGCGGUCACACGGCAGUAGUGUGCCUCCUGUUGUUCUGCUGUGCUGUUUGCGGCUCAACGUGUUUUAUUGUCACGAAUGGCUGCGUAGUGAACAGAGCCCUCCUUCGUGUUUUUUUGGGAAAGUCUUUUGAGAGGGCAUCGCCCUCCAUGCGGUCAGUCAACCUCGGUGCUCUAAAGAAGCGCUGGGAGCCGGCACAGGGCAAGCCUUCUUCCAUCCCUCAUCCUCCGAGCCCGUCCAGCUAUCACAGCAGGCCUCCUGCUCUGGCCAAGUCCGCUACUAUCACUGAGGACUGUCCUCCAGUGAAGAGCCCCGGCCUGCCCACCGCUCGGGGAGGUCAACUCCCAGCCAGUCCUGUCGAGCAGCCCGCAGUUACCCCAGAAGCAUCCAAAGGUGAAGAGCAGAGAGGCAUGGACAGGUGUGAGCUGACACACCGUGAAAGACCGGAAAAGCUUGAAGAGCAAGUUCCAACCAGCCCCUGUGCCUCUUAUGAAAAACCCAGAGUGCCACUGAACAACCUGAAGAUGAAGUUUGAGAGGGGAGAGGACACCAUGGGCAAGGGAGGCAGGACGACAUUACGCAGUAGUUCAUCGGAGGACAUGGACCAACAUGGCGGUCUGUCUGUGUCUGACAGAGUGUUGGAGUCCACAUCCACGAAGGAGAAGAUGGCCAAGUACCAGGCUGCUGUUUCUAAACAAGGCACCGCUCGCUCUGGUCUAGCCCCAGAUGUGCCUGCUCCAAAAACAUCUGCACCAGUAAAUCAGAAACACAUUCCUGCACCUGAGUGCAAUGGGGAGAGCAGCGAGCAACCCAAAGCAUUUAAGAAGUUCAGCCCACCGGUGAGGGAGUCGUGCAUCGCUUGUCUAAAGACGGUGUACCCGCUGGAGAGACUGGUGGCUCUUAAGCACGUCUACCACAAAAGUUGCUUCCGCUGUGUUCACUGCAGCACAACGCUCAGCAUACUGAACUACGCCUCCCUGCACGGUAAUGUCUACUGCAAGCCCCAUUUCAACCAGCUGUUUAAAGCUAAAGGCAACUAUGACGAGGGCUUUGGCCAUCGGCCUCACAAGGAGCUUUGGGAGCAUCGAGCUGAUGGAGACGAAUGUGAGGAAGCGGUGACGCCAAAGGAACACGAGGGACCAGCAGCGGUGACGCGUCCAGCUGAGAGUACCUCCGACAAACCGGCGACCCCGACUGUGGAAACAAGCCCACAGGUGAAGGUUACAGACCUGACUGCCUUACUGGAGACACGUGUGCAGACCCAUGCCAGGUCUGGCGAGAAGCUCGAGUCUACAGAGAAGCCAGCGGAGCAACGCAGGCUGAGGGUCGCCUGGCCUCCCUCGGCUGGUGAGGGCCACUCUGAGACAGAAGCACUUAGUCCAGUGACGGAGGGAGUUUCUUCAGGCCGACCAUGGAGAGCCAAGUGGCCCCCAGGAGACGAGCUGCCAUCUUCCUUCCAGAGCUCUGAUCGGGCUGAACUGAAGAGCCUGAGGCGGAGCUCUUCUCUAAAGGAGCGCAGUCGGCCUUUUACGCUCGCAGCUAAACCCAGCCCGGCAAUUACUCCGGCACCAAGGGAAGCUCGGCGCCCUCUCAAAUCCCUGCUGGAAUGGAGAGCAUCAUUCGAGGAAAAACGCUCAUCUGAAGAACCAGCCGAGGAAAACAAUCCAGAGCUUCAGCAGGUGAAGCAGCAGGAAAAGAAAGAGAAGACGGCGCCUCAAAUACCGAGCGAAGAUGCAGCAAAUGCAAGCGAGACAAUCCCAGAGAACGACGUGGAGACUGAGCAACCGGAAGAAAGACACAAACAAGUACAGAAAGGAAAGGCAGGAGCAGACAAGAUGGCAGUGGAAGAAGGCUCUCUUAGAAGCAUAUCCCCAGAUAUCUCCCCGUCCCCCUCUCCACCUUUACAGCCAAAACAGAACCACGCCUCCCAGGAUGUGGGCUUCUGGGAGGAGGACAAAGAAGGAAGUGAUGCAGAGGAGCUGAGUGCAGAGGAUAUAAUCAAGAGGAACCGCUACUAUGAUGAUGAUGAGGAGGAGGAGGAGGAAGAGGAGGAGGAGGAGGAGGAGGAGGAGGAACCUCUUAUAGUCUGACUGUCAUGUCCAUCCAACACUUUGCCAGUUUUGUUUUCUCAGUCUAUAGGUAGAUCAUAAAUGUAGCGUUGCCAGAUUUGAAAGAAGAUGCUAAACGUGUGUAAUAGGUGUGUGUAUGUAUGUGCAUUUAUAUUACAAUAACUGCCCUUAAUGGUUACAUGUUUGAUUUCUUUUAAUUGUAUACUGUAAAAAUAUCUAAUACCGCUUUAAAUGACUCCUGAUUGGAAGUUGGGCCUUUUUAUUAAAUUAAUUUAUCUUCUGAUAAUUAUAUGCACCAUGAGUGACCUAAUUAUUCGCGGAAUAUACAAUACAGACAAGUCCGUAAACCUUAAUAACCACCAUUACCACAAUAACAGGAGAAAAUAUGAUAAUCAAGGUUUCCACCUGAUCCUUUCAGUCUAAUAGAAUAGAAGUUAUAUCAUCUCCUUGGGCCUUCUGGAUUUGUGUUUAACAUUUUCAAAUGUGAUCCACUUUAGAUAGUAUGUCAAACACUUUGUAUUUUAAUUAAUCUAUUUUUUUUUUUUUAUAAUUUGUGAUGUAAUGACACAUUAGGCGUUGCAGUCUCAGCUGUUGUUGAAACAAUUAAAAUGUGUCAAUGAGGA